Molecule: messenger RNA, 2972 nt
Organism: Ornithodoros turicata
Lineage: Eukaryota; Metazoa; Arthropoda; Arachnida; Ixodida; Argasidae
Exons: 14
Coding region: 144-2801 (885 amino acids)
Cellular component (GO): membrane
Source: RefSeq, a predicted model, not a curated record
CUAGCUCGUGCCUGAGGGACGAUUCUUGCUUGAGGGAUCUUCUAUUUCAUUACGUCAAGGGCAGAGACUCGGAACAAACCCUUGGAAUUGAAAGUGUCAAGUUUCAACGACUGGAUGAUAGAAGAAACGAUCGUAGAAGAAAGAUGGGAGACGUUCCGAAGGAAACCCGUUGGACGUCGAAAGUGAAGUUCUUCGUUGCCAUCGCCUCACCCCUGUGCCUGUCGCCCAUGCUUUUCAUUGGGACACCGAGUGCCAAGUGUGCAUACUGCCUUCUUCUCAUGUUCUGCACCAUGACGCUUGGGACUCUUCCAGUGCCCGUCGUUGCCCUCAUUCCGAUCGUGUUCGUUCGCCUGUUUGAAGACCUACCGUCACGUGACCCGCUACUUGAAGCCACCUACUCUGAUCUGCUGCCUGUGAUCGGCUUCAUCUGCUUCUACGUAGCGACGUACUCAAGAAGGCUGUCUACCCGCAUCUCAUUGUUCCUGCUUCGGAGGUUCGGAGCCUGUAUAAAGCCCCUGUACUACAAGAUGAUGGGGCUGACGUUCAUCGGUUGUUGCUUGUUGCCAUCUGCGCUGGUUGCCCUGUUACUUAUUAUAAUGAUCAUCAAGCUCAUACAUCAUAUACAGGAGGAUUACGUGGCUGCAGUAAGACAGCGCUGCGCUCAACGAGCUGCCGAAAGGCAACGGCUAGAAGAACUUGAUGCAGACACGCUGCUGGAGACACUAUCUCAGAAACUCAAACCACGUUCCAAGUUCAAGAGCGGUGAACCAACGCACCAGAUCGACGCAGUUAUGAGUGACAUCAUGAAACGUACCUUCAGCGUACCCGUCAGACGUGAAAGUCGGAUCAGCUUCUCUCUGCCAGAUCUUUCAGAGGAGGAUGGAACAUCAAGCAGAUCGCUAUCUGAACCUGUCAAGAAACGUCCCAACAAGACAAGCAACGAGACCAAAGACACCAACAAGAGCAAAGCCAAGAGUUUCAAUGCCAUAGCGCCGAAGGAAGCGAAGAAAGAAGUCUCUACCAAAGUUGGCGUCAACGACAGGGAAAAGGAGCGUAUAACAAACGUGACCGGACAGGGUGUAGCGACCAAAAACCAGGCUGGCAGCAAAAGUGACUCCAGAUGCACGUCGGCAAAUCCGAGCGUAGGUCAGCCUUGUAAUCACCAUGGGGUUCCAGCGAGACCGAUUCGUAUGGCGUCAGGCGCCGAGGUGAACACGGAGGAGAAAACAAGAGCGCCGUCCACGCUUACACAAGAAGUGAGUAUACCAAAAACCGUCGCGCCGCUCACUCUGACCGCUGAUGCGGCCCAAUCGAAGAACAUGUCUCGGGAUAGCAGGAGCAGACGACGUAGUCCCUCCGGGGGAUCGUUAAGUAGCUAUGACCAAAAACAGCGACGGGUGUCUUCGGUUUCCUUUCAUGAGAUCAACGUAUCUCCAAGCUCUCCUUCGGACAAUAUUGAAAUCAUCCGGGAAACGGCCCAAGUGAAGAGCACGUCGCGCGAUACGAAGGGCAUGGGUAGGAGCAUGUCACAAGGCGGUUAUAGCACCUACGACCGAAAAGAGCGCCACCGAUCGUCAAUAUCAUCUAACGGCGAGCCUACCAGCAGUAUUUCCGUUGACAUAAUAGCUGGACAAGAGAACCAGGACGUUACAGGUUCCUCAAGUAUUCUAUCUACCAUCAGCAAUCUCUUCAGGAGAAUAUUCUAUGAAAAAAGAAGCGAGGCAGUCGAUUCUGCACACACGUCAAGGAGCCAUUCACAAACGGUCCUCAUCAUACUAGAUUCUGAAGCUGCAGGAGAGACUCAGAGUGCUUAUCACAAACUGAUGUACAACAAUCUUCAAAAGGCUCUCGUGUUCGGCGUUGCUUACACAUCCAUUAUCGCCGGCGAAUGUAACUACAGCACCAGUCGUGCAAGAGGAAUUCUCUCCAAUUUCUACCACAGCCGGAAGGAGCAAAACCCAGUGGAAUACUUCCGAUUCACUGCCAUCACGUUGCCAGCUUCGUUGGGGUCCGCUGCAGUUCUGUGGUUCGCCCUCUACAAGAUAUAUCUAAGUCAAUACGCCUAUAUGGGUGAUGGAUUGUACAACGAGAUAGCGACGGAUUUUCUGAAGGCUCAUCGCACUGUGAGACCUCUGAGAACGGUGGAUGUUUACUACAUAAUUUACUUUCUUUUUCUGAUCGUCAUGAUCUUUCUGUACCAUAUGGCCUUCACUUCUGAAUAUAUCAAUGACACGACUAUUGUGUACCUGACGCUGCUUCCGUUAGCCGGUGGCCUCUGCGAACGAACGAGCAUUUUUCUCCACGGUGAACCCUUGAUGUCGACAGUCCUGGUAUCCAAAAUUCCUUGGUACUUAAUUGUCCUCAGGUUAGGAGGAGGCACCCUCGCCAACACUAUGGUGGCAGCUAAUCUCGGACCGUGGUUGUUCCAGACCAUAGUUCCAGCAGUGCGAGGUGUUGGCAGCCUGGUCACUUUUACGUGCGCGUUACUGGGCACGUCCAUCAUCAAUGAGAUUGACCCUGAAUCCCUUGGUGACCGGCUUUUGCCAUGUCUUCCGGAAUACUGGGAGACAUCCGGAUUUGAGCUGUGGAACAUCGCCUUGCCGGUUGCUGUCAUAUCCUGCUACACAUUCUUCAUGCUUUUCACCAGCACCACCCUCAUCUUCCUUUCCCAUUACGCCGGAGUGGAACCGAUUGAAAUGGUCAUGCCAAGCAUAUUUCUCAAGAUAGUCACCACCGGCUUCAUGGUCGUCUCCAUCGGUGUGUAUCAGUGGUUGGAGGAGUCCUUCUCUGAUAUCACCUAGAAAGUCCUCUCACAACUAUAGGCGACCCGCACGAGAAGCAGUGGGAGGAUCGCAAUAAGUCCCACACUCAACUCAGUGACAUAACGAUGUACUUCUGCAUGUUUCAUAGCAAUUUGUUGAGAAAUCAACUAUUACUACAAUUUGCAGAGGCAAUAAAAAAUCCUGCCAACG